Molecule: messenger RNA, 730 nt
Organism: Amyelois transitella
Lineage: Eukaryota; Metazoa; Arthropoda; Insecta; Lepidoptera; Pyralidae
Product: EKC/KEOPS complex subunit Tprkb
Exons: 2
Coding region: 184-711 (175 amino acids)
Biological process (GO): tRNA threonylcarbamoyladenosine modification; telomere maintenance via recombination
Cellular component (GO): cytosol; EKC/KEOPS complex; nucleus
Source: RefSeq, a predicted model, not a curated record
CUAUCAAAGUCAAUCUGUCAGGUCAGCCUAUUGUUUGUUUUGUUGACGGUGUUUUUAUUAUUUACUUAUCUUUUUUUAAAGAAACAAACCAGAUGGUGUUGUUGAAAAUGUGGCUAAAACCUUAUUAAUUAUUUAAUUUUAAACGUACUUAUUACCACCAGAUGUGGGUGGAUAUAUACCGAUAUGGAUAUAUAUACUUGCGAAUUAGAUCCCGACACUAAAACUGUUUUGAGGUUAUAUUUGUUUACCAAAGUACAGAAUGUUGAUGUAAUAAAAAACAAUAUUAUUAAUGGUAUUUGGAAUUGUGCAGUUAUCAAAGCCAGUUUAAUAGCAGAUCCGCUGCAGGUGGCAGUGGCUGCGAACAAAGCCGUGGUCGCGGAGAAACUUAAUUCUAUGGUCACUAAAACUGUAUUUGCUGAAAUUUUAUACAACUUGUCUCUCACCAAAAAUAUUUCCCAGAGCCUCAAUAAGUUCGGAAUUGAUAAAGACAACAGCCUGCUCUUUUGUUUUCUAAUAACAGAUGAAAAGAAUGACACAGAAAAUAUAAUUUCUAAAGUUGAGGGUGAGCAGCGACCCAUCAGCGAUCUUGCGAAAUACUCCAACAUGAAAGACAUUAAGAGCUUGUACAAGCUGAACAACUUGAAGGGUAAUGAGGAUAUAGUGGAUAUAAUUGUAAGCAAGAUGGUUACAAAAAACUUUAUUUCGCAUUAAUAAAUAAUUUAUUGAUUUA